Messenger RNA from Sarcophilus harrisii (Tasmanian devil), 1834 nucleotides. It is a transcript of the gene PAICS, whose product is annotated as phosphoribosylaminoimidazole carboxylase and phosphoribosylaminoimidazolesuccinocarboxamide synthase. Gene Ontology annotation, molecular function: phosphoribosylaminoimidazolesuccinocarboxamide synthase activity. Lineage: Eukaryota; Metazoa; Chordata; Mammalia; Dasyuromorphia; Dasyuridae. Gene Ontology annotation, biological process: 'de novo' IMP biosynthetic process. The coding region runs from base 134 to 1411 and encodes 425 amino acids. The record is from RefSeq and is a predicted model, not a curated record. The transcript is spliced from 9 exons.
CCCACCCCGUAAGCCAAGCACCCCGCGAGCCAAGCACCCCGUGAGCCAAGCUGACCGCUGUCCCUAACCUCGCCUUUCAUCCUCUCCCCAGGUUCCUGCCGGCCUCCCGUUAGCCAGCGCCUUCACUACAGAAAUGGCGACGGCCGAAGUGAUAAAGAUUGGUAAAAAGCUCUAUGAGGGUAAAACAAAAGAAGUCUAUGAAUUGUUGGAUAAUCCUGGCAAAGUCCUCUUGCAGUCUAAAGACCAGAUCACCGCGGGCAACGCCGCUAGAAAAAAUCAUCUGGAAGGAAAAGCUGCUAUCUCAAACAAGAUUACCAGCUGUAUUUUCAAGUUGUUACAGGAAGCAGGUAUCAAAACUGCUUUCACCAAAAAAUGUGGUGACACAGCUUUCAUUGCACCUCAGUGUGAAAUGAUUCCAAUUGAAUGGGUUUGUAGAAGAAUUGCAACUGGUUCUUUCCUCAAAAGAAAUCCUGGUGUCAAAGAAGGAUACAAAUUCUACCCUCCUAAAGUGGAAUUGUUUUUCAAGGAUGAUGCCAACAAUGAUCCUCAGUGGUCUGAAGAACAGGUUAUUGCUGCAAAAUGGUGUUUUGCUGGACUGAACAUAGGUCAGACUGAAGUGGAUAUCAUGAGUCAUUCCACACAGGCUAUUUUUGAAAUACUGGAAAAAUCCUGGUUACCUCAGAACUGUACAUUGGUUGACAUGAAGAUUGAAUUUGGUGUUGAUGUGACUACAAAAGAAAUUGUUCUUGCGGAUGUUAUCGAUAAUGAUUCUUGGAGACUCUGGCCAUCUGGUGAUAGAACCCAGCAGAAAGACAAGCAGUCAUACCGGGACCUUAAAGAAGUGACUCCUGAAGGCCUCCAGAUGGUGAAGAGAAACUUUGAAUGGGUUGCAGAAAGAGUGGAGUUGCUUCAUAAAGUGCAAAGUCCAUGCAGAGUUGUGGUAUUGAUGGGCUCAACUUCUGACCUGGGUCAUUGUGAAAAAAUUAAGAAAGCUUGUGGAAACUAUGGCAUUCCCUGUGAACUUCGAGUCACAUCUGCCCAUAAAGGCCCAGAUGAAACUCUAAAGAUUAAAGCAGAGUAUGAAGGAGAUGGUAUUCCUACUGUGUUUGUGGCAGUAGCUGGCAGAAGCAAUGGUUUGGGGCCAGUAAUGUCUGGUAAUACAGCAUAUCCAGUAGUCAACUGUCCUCCCCUUACACCUGAUUGGGGAGCCCAGGAUGUAUGGUCCUCACUUCGAAUGCCUAGUGGUCUUGGCUGUUCGACUAUACUUUCACCUGAAGGAGCAGCUCAGUUUGCAGCCCAGAUAUUUGGAUUAAAUAACCAUUUGGUAUGGGCUAAACUUCGAGGAGGCAUGUUAAACACAUGGGUUUCCUUGAAGCAGGCGGAUAAGAAAAUCAGAGAAUGCAGUUUAUAAGACUUUGCAUCCCUUUUUGAAAGUGGAAAACAAAAAAAGAAUCUUUAUAAAACUUAUAACUUAGCUUCAAAAAGCAUUAUUAAUCAGGCAAUUGUAGAAUGUGUAUGUGUUCAUCUUUAGAAUGUAUAUUUCUUUCCAAAUAGAAAAAUUUUGUAAUUCUGUCUGGAAAUGUUUUUAUGGUCGGUUAUCCAUUGUCUAGAAAUCAUUAGCCAUGUUGUAUGCUAUUCCUAUCUAUCUUACAGUAUGAGAUAAAGUGUUACUUCCUAUCACAGAGCUAGCUCUCUAAAAUUACUACUAGGCCUUGCCAAUAAUUCUAAAUUUAUAAGAUUAAAGCAAACGUGUGUCUUGAAAAUGAUAGUAAAAACUUUUUUUUAUCUCCUGUUUUACAUAAUAGGCAAUUAAAGCUCUUCUGUCUAUAAUUCC